AUGACUCUGAGAGCUUACAUUUUGAUUACCUUUAAACAGGUGGCAAAUUUAAAUCAGUGCCUUGCUCACUUACAAAGUUAUGGAUUUUGUGAACAACUGAAAGCCGAAGAUUUGAUUAGCACUAGACCAAAAGCACUUGCUGAGGUGCUUGACAGUUUGUUCAACUUGCAGCGAAACGCAAAAUACGGUGCCGGAACAACCGAUCAGGUGAUGCUUAAGGAUACCAAACGGCGCCUCUCCGUUCAAACUUCAAAGUCGACCAUUGUACCUCCAAGGAGAAUAAUCCACACAAAAGCGGGAAGCGCUUCCCCUGUUCGAUCUCCAUUGCAAAAUGUACAACCGUGA
Dicrocoelium dendriticum is the source of this 345-nucleotide messenger RNA. The record is from the annotation of a GenBank genome assembly. Lineage: Eukaryota; Metazoa; Platyhelminthes; Trematoda; Plagiorchiida; Dicrocoeliidae.